GUAUAUCGAUGCCAAAUACUUUGCAAAUCGGUUUGGGAAAAUUAAUUGACAAAACAAAACGAGAAUUAAGCGAAAAACUGUGAAUUUCAAUUUGAUUUUCAUAGCAAAUUAACGCAAGAUGCCCGUGCUGCCGAUGCCGCCACUCAUGAACGCCGUGGAGCCGAUGCAAGUGGAUGCGCCGCCAAACGAGGACAAUGAAAACAACGAGGAACAGCAAAUUGUUGUGGAGAAUCCUAGCAUCGAUCUCGAGGUGUACGCCAACCAAUAUUCCGGGAUCGUGCGACUCCAUCGCCUGAUAUAUGUGGCCGAUGUGUGCCCGAUUUUGUCAGUGGAGGCUCUUAAAAUGGCCAUUACCUAUGUGCAGACCACCUACAACGUCAAUCUCUACCAGGUGCUCCACAAGCGAUUGAGUGAUCUGAAUGCCGGGAAUGCCCCAGUUCCGCCGGCAAAUGCUGGUGGUGAUCAGGCAGCAGCAGCAGCAGCUCCUUUACCCGAUAUCGCCGCACAACCGGUGGCCCAGGCUCAGGGACAAGCGCAGCCCGCUGGCGAGAAGGAUGCCUUCGCAUACGAUGCCGGAUGGGUGGACACUAAGAUGAAGAAGGCGGCCCUGAAGCUGGAGAAACUGGACUCUGACCUAAAGAACUACAAGUCGAAUUCGAUCAAAGAGAGCAUUCGCCGGGGUCACGAUGAUCUGGCUGACCAUUACCUUAGUUGCGGUGACCUUACUAAUGCGCUAAAGUGUUAUUCCAGGGCCAGAGAUUACUGCACCAGUGGCAAGCAUGUGGUCAACAUGUGCCUGAACGUCAUCAAGGUUUCCAUUUAUCUCCAGAACUGGGCUCAUGUGAUGAGCUACAUAUCCAAGGCAGAAAGCACUCCGGACUUCGCCGAGGGAUCCAAAGAAGCCAAUGCCCAGGUCCAUACUCGCCUGGAGUGCGCAGCUGGUUUGGCGGAACUGCAACAGAAGAAAUACAAAGUGGCCGCCAAGCAUUUCCUGAAUGCCAACUUCGAUCACUGCGACUUUCCCGAGAUGAUCUCCACCAGCAAUGUGGCGGUUUAUGGUGGCCUCUGUGCCCUGGCUACUUUCGAUCGCCCGGAGCUCAAACGCCUGGUCAUCGCUUCCACAUCUUUUAAACUCUUUUUGGAGUUGGAGCCUCAGCUAAGGGAUAUUAUUUUUAAGUUCUACGAAAGCAAAUAUGCCUCCUGUCUGACGCUGCUGGACGAGAUCAGGGACAAUCUGCUGGUGGACAUGUACAUUGCGCCCCAUGUGACCACACUGUACACCAAGAUACGUAACCGCGCGCUGAUCCAAUACUUCAGCCCAUACAUGUCAGCCGAUAUGCACAAAAUGGCUGUGGCCUUUAACUCAUCGGUGGGCGAUCUGGAGAACGAGGUGAUGCAGUUGAUAUUGGACGGGCAGAUCCAGGCGCGCAUCGAUUCGCACAACAAGAUCCUGUACGCCAAGGAGGCGGAUCAGAGGAACAGCACCUUCGAGCGAGCUUUAAUCAUGGGCAAGCAGUACCAGCGUCAUACCAGGAUGCUCGUCCUCCGGGCUGCGAUGCUCAAGAGCCACAUCCACGUGAAGAGCAUUUCCAGGGAGGGCGGCAGCAACCACGGCGCCGAGCUUUGCGUCUCCGCCGGAUCCUCCACAACCGCUCAGCUGGCCAGGAUCUAGGGAAAUAAAAUAAGCACCUUAUAACCAAUGAAGUCUUUAAACUAUGUAUAUCACACACUGGCAUAAUAAAGAGUUUUAGCAAAGCUAA
Drosophila rhopaloa is the source of this 1760-nucleotide messenger RNA. It is a transcript of the gene CSN1b, whose product is annotated as COP9 signalosome complex subunit 1b. Bases 119 to 1672 code for a protein of 517 amino acids. The record is from RefSeq and is a predicted model, not a curated record. Gene Ontology annotation, cellular component: COP9 signalosome. The transcript has 2 exons. NCBI's taxonomy places the organism in Eukaryota, Metazoa, Arthropoda, Insecta, Diptera, Drosophilidae.